UGUAGCUAUCAGUUUGAAAUGUUAGGCGUGGUAAUAAGGAGAUGCUAAUAAAGGGAGCCGGACGAGAGGAGUUCCUGGUAUCUGUGGGCCUCUCCAAGCAAGACUUUAAGUUAAGGAUGUUAACAGGGGUGUAAUUUAGCCAGAUCCUGGAGAAAAUGUCCCAAAGUAAACAACGGUGCCCAAAACGGAGAGCCAGAGCAAAAUUUUUGAGGAAGAGAACUAUCCGUCAACCUCGGCAUUCAAGUGCACCCAUACUGAAGCCUCCGGUUUCGCCCUGCAUUCAGAGUAGGCCCGUUUGCUCCCAGCCCUCAGGUUUUCUGAGCGUAACAGGAGUGGCGAAACCUUUGUUGACUGCUGCAUUGUAUCUGUAUGGGUGGUGCCAGAAAAGCGUUGCACUGUUUUUUCGAAUCAUCAAGAAUGUGGCCUUUCCGUCGUACGCUUGUCUGCAGGAACUGAACGUGCUCAAGGAGCGGCUGGAAAAGCUGGAAACAGAAUUUGCCCGGCUACAGUCCACAGUUCAGAAAGGGACUGCAGCUCCUUCCUCGGAAAAGCCGUCUUCUCAAAGCUCCGAGAACCCGGCAUUGGCUCUUCCCUCGCAUGUGCAACUUGCCCUCGUGGGGCCGGGAUCGUCGCCUCCACAGCCGCCAGUGCCUCCUACCGCACCGCCCCCUCCUCCGCCCCCACCCCUCCCUCCACCGCGACCCCCACCGGCACCUCUUUGCCUCAAAAGGACUGGCGGCGCUAAGACACAGGCAGACUCGCUAAAAACAGACGCGCCCGUGCAAAUAACACUCCAGGAUCUACUAAAUGUCAAACUCAAGAAGACGCAAAGUGGCAUGGGGGUAGAUAAGAAGGGAUCGCCGUUCGAGAAGCACAAGGCGUUGAUUACUCUCUCGGAUUUGCAGAGCGUCAACCUGAAGUCCAAAGUGCCACGGCCGCCUGCUCAUAUUAUUAAUCACUUAAUCACUCCUGGCAGAAGUGGCUUAAAUUUCCGAAAACACCUGAAAAAGGUCGCUAUUGAGAGGAGCCCAGGCGGAACCCCAAUAACCAACAAAGAGAAUGUUGAGACGGGUACGGGGCUGACGCCAAUCAUGACCCAGGCUCUGCGGCGCAAGUUUCAGCUGGCUCACCCGAAGAGUCCCUCUCCAGCACGGUUACCGACCGGAAGCAGCUUUGAGGAGCACAAUUAG
Messenger RNA from Elgaria multicarinata webbii, 1190 nucleotides. RefSeq names its product proline rich 11 (gene PRR11). Lineage: Eukaryota; Metazoa; Chordata; Lepidosauria; Squamata; Anguidae. The coding region runs from base 156 to 1190 and encodes 344 amino acids. The transcript has 10 exons. Gene Ontology annotation, cellular component: nucleus; cytoplasm. The record is from RefSeq and is a predicted model, not a curated record.